GAAAGAAGUCCUUUUCAUGCGUUUCCAUGGCAACCAUUUUCACAACUAACUACAAAAAGAAGCAAAACAGACAAAUUUGAUUGUUCUUUAGAAAAAUGUUAAAAACUUUAGCAAGAAUGGAGUCUAUGGACUUGAAUCUUCUUUGGGAGGAUAAGGAAGUUAAAUUUGAUGUGCCACAAUUGCAUAAACACUUGCGGCAGGGUGAGAAAAUUUUGGAUUACAUUUAUCACAUGGAAGAUAGUAAAGGAAAUCCAGGUGACACAGGUCGUCUGUUGGUUACCAAUUUGCGUAUUAUUUGGCAUUCCCUGGUCCAUAAAAAAUUUAAUUUGUCCAUUGGUUAUGCACGAAUCGGGAAUACCAGCACAAAAAUUGUGCAUACCAAGGGAAGGAUACCCAGUCAGGCUCUAUAUAUAUUGGCCAUUAGCAAUGAGACACGUUUCGAAUUCCUUUUCACUGAUGUCUCGGGUGAGACAGCUAGAAGGGAUCAACCGAUAUUUGCCAGCAUUUUCGAUGUCUAUCAAAUAUAUCAGCGAACCUAUUUGUAUCGAGAUCUUAAGCUACGUGGAGCAAUUAUUCAGACAGGACAAUUAAUUAUACUACCCAACGAGCAAGUCUAUAGCCAAGUUCAGGGCGUAUGGAAUCUGUCCAGUGACCAGGGAAAUCUAGGCAGCUUUGUGGUAUCGAAUAUACGUUUGGUUUGGUUUGCCGAUGCCAAUGAGACAUUCAACAUAAGUUUGCCCUAUCUGCAAAUUGAGAGUUUGCGCAUACGAGAUUCCAAGUAUGGCCCAGCUUUGGUCAUACAAACGGCUGAAACGGGCGGUGGUUAUGUCUUGGGUUUUCGUAUUGAUCCCGCCGAACGUUUGAAUGAACUCUACAAGGAGUUAUCCUCACUGCAUGCCAUCUAUUCGGAGCAACCUGACUUUGGAGUUCAUUAUGAUGUCCAAGAUGCUAAACAACGUCUUGCCGCUGCCGCUGAGGAAGCUGCCCAGAUUGCAUCACAAUUUAGAAUUGAAGAUUUUCAAGAAUUGGAUGAGCGACAAGAGCGUGAGAUAAAUACGAAAUUAAAUCGCUAUCUGGCUGAGAAUUGUCUGGGCAAUUGCAAUAAUGGGAGUGCCAGAAGUGAGCAUACGACUCGGCCGAAUCCUGUUUAUUGCAAGGAAUUGGGCUUCGCGAUGGAACGCAUACGAGAUGGUUACAAAUUGCAAGACUUGUGGAACGUAAUGCCCACCAAAAUGGAUACAUUGGAUGAAUGA
This is a messenger RNA of Drosophila willistoni, 1253 nucleotides long. RefSeq names its product Bardet-Biedl syndrome 5 protein homolog (gene BBS5). Gene Ontology annotation, biological process: intracellular transport; cilium assembly. Gene Ontology annotation, cellular component: BBSome; ciliary basal body. Gene Ontology annotation, molecular function: phosphatidylinositol-3-phosphate binding. NCBI's taxonomy places the organism in Eukaryota, Metazoa, Arthropoda, Insecta, Diptera, Drosophilidae. The coding region runs from base 96 to 1253 and encodes 385 amino acids. The record is from RefSeq and is a predicted model, not a curated record. The transcript has 5 exons.